Messenger RNA from Gossypium raimondii (Peruvian cotton), 650 nucleotides. Its product is annotated as 60S ribosomal protein L36-2. Gene Ontology annotation, biological process: cytoplasmic translation. NCBI's taxonomy places the organism in Eukaryota, Viridiplantae, Streptophyta, Magnoliopsida, Malvales, Malvaceae. The transcript is spliced from 4 exons. The coding region runs from base 172 to 507 and encodes 111 amino acids. Gene Ontology annotation, molecular function: structural constituent of ribosome. The record is from RefSeq and is a predicted model, not a curated record. Gene Ontology annotation, cellular component: ribosome; cytosolic large ribosomal subunit.
UGAAGGAUAAUCUCAAAAAUUGAAGGCGUCUACCUUUGCAAAUAAGCGAAGGUCUCAUUUAGAAAAUGUUUAAUUUUCUUUUCUUUUUUAAUACUUUAAAAGCCCAAAACCCAAUCCCAUAAACCUAAAAUCAGGAAUUUUAGUCCGCCUCAGAUCUCCGUCUCCACAGGAAUGGCUACCAAGCAGCCAAAUACUGGCCUCUUUGUGGGACUGAACAAGGGACAUGUUGUAACCAAGAAGGAGUUGGCUCAACGUCCCUCUAACCGGAAAGGAAAAACUAGCAAAAGAGUCCAUUUUGUGAGGAACUUGAUUAGGGAAGUUGCUGGUUUUGCACCAUAUGAGAAGAGGAUUACUGAGCUUCUGAAAGUUGGUAAGGACAAACGAGCGCUCAAAGUUGCUAAAAGAAAGUUGGGAACUCACAAAAGGGCAAAGAAGAAGCGUGAGGAGAUGUCUAGUGUGCUCCGCAAGAUGAGGGCUCACCCUGGAGGUGGAGAAAAGAAGAAGUGAAGCUCUCUGGUGACAAGUCACCUUGAUGAUUUCAUUAGAGAACUUUGUUUAGCAUAUGUUUUAACGUAUUGGUUUGAGACUGAAAACUAUGCACUGAAUCUCGUUUGUUUAAUUUUAUAAUGUAUGCUAAAUUUUUGUGUUUA